Messenger RNA from Chelonia mydas (Green sea turtle), 1092 nucleotides. It is a transcript of the gene SPATA22, whose product is annotated as spermatogenesis associated 22. Lineage: Eukaryota; Metazoa; Chordata; Testudines; Cheloniidae. The transcript has 8 exons. The record is from RefSeq and is a predicted model, not a curated record. Gene Ontology annotation, biological process: gamete generation; homologous chromosome pairing at meiosis; meiotic DNA repair synthesis. The coding region runs from base 1 to 1092 and encodes 363 amino acids.
AUGAAGAGAAAUUUAAGUGACAGUUCAUCUCGUAGCACAGCAGGUUUUCUACCUGUACCACUGUUCAAUCAGAAAAAAAGAACCAGACAGCCGCUCACUUCAAAUCCACUUAAAAAUGAGCCAAGUAUGAGCACUGUGACUCAUAGUUAUGACUUUUCUGCUAGAACAACUGAAUUAGGGUGGGAAGUUGCAAAGCCAGAGCUGGCUCAACUACAGAAAACAACAAACAGUGGCCAAAUAGAACCUUCUAUGGCUCCUUCCCUGUUGAAACAAAGCACAUCAAAGCCGAAUAUAUCAAAUACUGGAAAGAACCUGAAUAUUUUGAGAGCAGAAGAAAAGAAUACCGAUGCUAAAGUUUGGAACAGAAAUGAGCAUAUGUCACCAAGUAAUAGAACCAAUAUGAUAUCUGAUAGUGGAAUCAUUCGAAAGUUUGAGAAUAUCUCAAAUAGUCUGAGAACUGUUCAGCAGCACAAACUACCUGACCAUCAUAAGGCAUCACAGUAUAUUGAGACAACUGUAACAGGACAAAUAUAUUCAUCCAAAGCACAAUGGCCAGUUAUAUCCAGCACCACAUCAAGAAGUCUACAGGAUCAUAGUCCAUCAUAUACAUUUAAACAAAAUAAAGUUAAUGAAAAACAAUUUGAUCAUGUUCCAGAAGACAAAAUGAUUCAGAAAGUUCCAGCAUAUCAAUUAAAAGUUAAAGAAAAAGACAAUUCUCUCCGAAUUAUAAGUGCAGUCAUUGAAAGUAUGAAGCAUUGGAGCCAGUAUACUUAUAAAACUGCACUAUUAUUUGAAGUGUUAGGCACACUUGAUUCUGCAGUCACGCCUGGAGCAUAUGGAGCAAAAAGUUUUGUCUUGAGAGAUGGAAAGGAGAGUCUGCCAUGUGUAUUUUAUGAAAUUGAUCGGGAGCUUCCAAGACUAAUUAGAGGUAGAGUCCACAGGUGCAUGGGAAACUAUGACACAAAAAGAAACAUCUUCAAGUGUGUAUCUGUAAGAUCUGCAACUGUUGUAGAACAAAGAACUUUCCAAGAAUUUGUUAAAACUUCAGAUGUCGAGAUGAGAGAAUGUGUGAAAACAAUGAAUGAAGUUUAA